Molecule: messenger RNA, 6129 nt
Organism: Bombyx mori (domestic silkworm)
Lineage: Eukaryota; Metazoa; Arthropoda; Insecta; Lepidoptera; Bombycidae
Gene: nes
Product: lysophospholipid acyltransferase 5
Exons: 4
Coding region: 198-1643 (481 amino acids)
Biological process (GO): lipid modification; phosphatidylcholine biosynthetic process
Cellular component (GO): membrane
Molecular function (GO): lysophospholipid acyltransferase activity; 1-acylglycerophosphocholine O-acyltransferase activity
Source: RefSeq, a predicted model, not a curated record
AGUUUUGAAUUCUUGAUUCACUUCGUAUUUCGUAUCAUAUUAUAUUAUUGACUGGACAUGAUAUCAUUGAAAUCAUUUACAAGUCACGAUCGUAACCGACUAGUAUCCUGUGUCGUGAGCGAUUAGUAAUUACAAACUUAGCAAUUUUUUUAGAUUACAGAAAUUUGAAAGAUAGCAGUAAACAGGACGAGUGAACCAUGUGGGGGAUAUUUCUAUAUAUUUUGGAUCUGGUGGGUCUCAGCCCGAUUCCAUUUCUGGCAGAAUUAAUUGGGACUACGGCACCUGCUCUAAAACUACUUAUAUCGAUCCUAAUGGGAUAUCCAAUAGCAAUACUUUAUCAUCACCAUAUCAAAGAUUUCUUCGACUACCGAAACAUAUACUUCAUUGUUUGUGGAGUAGAUAUGGCAUUUUUCAAUUUUGGAAUAUCAAUGUACCAUAAUAUGAUUCCCGCAAUUGUUAUUUACAUGACCACAAAGUUUUUGGGAGCUGGAAAAAUGAAUGCAGUGAUAACAUUUGUAUUUAAUAUGGGCUAUCUUCUUAUUGGUUACAUUGUCACAGAGUCUGAAGAUUAUGAUAUAACAUGGACCAUGCCUCACUGUGUUUUGACAUUGAAACUGAUGGCUCUGUCCUUUGAUUUAUGGGAUGGAAAGAAAAUGAUCAAAGGCGAGACUCUCUCAGAGAACAAUAAGAAGACUGCUUUAUUAAGAGCUCCAUCUUUUGUAGAAUUGAUUGGCUUUGUUUACUUUCCUGCCUGCUUCUUAGUUGGACCUAUAUUUUCGUUCCGGCGAUAUAUUGACUUUGUAAUGGACAAGUUUCCUGUUGAGAAAGAAGCAAAGGUGUAUGAGAAACAGGCAUUAAGGAGAUUGCUUCAGGGUUUGGGGUAUUUGAUUGCUUUUCAAGUGGGAGUUUACGUAUUCAAUGUGAAAUACAUGCUAUCUGAUGAUUUCUGGGAGACUUCGAUCUUCUAUCGGCACUUCUAUUGUGGCAUGUGGGCACACUUUGCUCUCUAUAAGUACAUCUCUUGCUGGCUACUCACUGAAGCGUCUUGCAUCAGAUUCGGGAUGUCUUACAACGGCGUCGAGACCACACCGGAAGGUAAGACGAUCUCCAAAUGGGACGGAUGUAACAACAUCAAGCUAUUGAGAUUCGAGGGGGCCACAAAGUUCCAGCACUACAUCGACAGCUUCAAUUGCAACACGAACCACUUCGCUGCCGAGUACAUUUAUAAACGACUGAAAUUCCUAGGAAACCGCAACCUCAGUCAGUUCUUUACGCUUCUGUUCCUCGCUCUAUGGCACGGAACCAGGUCCGGCUAUUACAUGACCUUCUUCAACGAAUUUCUGAUAAUGCUCAUGGAGAAAGAACUGGAACCAAUUAUUUCUAAAACGGAGCUUUACAACAAACUAUGGUCUCACAAUGUAACCAAGUACAUGCUCUAUGGCUUAUUGAAAAUGUAUACAAUUGUAUUUAUGGGCUGGAGUCUUGCUCCAUUCGAUCUGAAGGCCUUCUCGAAAUGGUGGGGAGUUUACUCGAGUUUAUAUUACUCAGGAUUUGUUCUUUUCUUACCGUGGGCCAUUUUGUAUAAGCCCCUCUUAAAAAUGGCUAUCAAGGCUUCCGGCGUCCGUCGCGUUAGAGCUGAUUAAGAAUAGAUUAAAUUAUCAAUAAUGUUUAACUACAAAUAACGGCAGUAGAUCCCCGUAGAUUAAGGUUCCUUAAACUUUCAGUGGCCGGUUAAUAAAUAACCAGGAUUUUUUUUCUAAUGCAAACAAAGAAUUCAAAAAUAUUUCAUUUUCAUGAUAUCGUGCGCAUUCGAUAACCUUGGCCGGUAGAUAGGUACUUACAGUGGCCAGUCUUACAAGCGGGUUUGUUACCAAAGAGGUUUGAGAUCCAAAAAAUGUUUUAUUAUAAAUAUUCACGUGUUGCUUUUAUGAGAAAUAAAUGAAUAUACAGCGCUUGCUUCAAAACGCUGUACGCAAAUUGUAAUGACAAGCGCUGGUCGUGGGCAUCUUCCGCCUAGACUUCCGAGGAAGCGGCAACGUUUUUUGCCCGAAUUGAUUGACACAAGUUUACUUAUUGACUCAAAUUUACUUAUUUAUUCAAGUUAUAAAUUUAUUUAUUCAAGUCAAAUUUACCACCGACAUGGUACCAGAGCUCGUAGAUGUAACACCAUGUAUUCCGCCAUCUACAUUGAAACGUGAGGUUGCAGUCUUAAGUGCAUUGGAUAAACAGCUUUCGCAAUUAUUUUGUAGUUCUUUCUUUAUGAAUCGAUUUAAUUAGUGUAAUUUGCGGGACAUUAAAUGUAAUUUGACGGACACUAAAAUCAAUCGUUCCAGAAAAGUACAUAUAAUAUUUUUUUCAUUCAAUUACGAUAAUAGACUGUCACCUAACACUCAAAACACCAAUAUUAAUAUAUUCAGUUAAACGAGUUUUCGUAAUAUAGUCAUAUUAAACGUCCUUGACAAUGACAAUAGCUGGCAACAUUUAUUAUUUAUGCCACUUAUGAAAAAUAUUUUAUCAGAUAAAUGUAAAUAAAUAUGCUUUUAGCAUUAAAUUUUUUUCAAUGAUUGUAAUAGUCUCAAUAAUUCUUUAAAGAAGACAAAAACCGGAAGUUUUGGAUGGUCAUAAAAUUAUUUCAAACAAAGUUCGGGAUAUCUGGUCAGUCAGCUAGUCAAUAUGAAUAUUGCACCAUUUCGAAAAGCAACAUUAGUUUUGGUUUAUUUCAUUUAACACAAUAAGCAUGUGGAAAUGUGAAAUGUUAAUAAUUGUCAUUAUACCUCCUACUAGGCUAGUUGUUAUAAAAUAUUGCUAAAGUUUUAAAUUUGUAGAAAAUAGCUCAAGGUUCCGUCACCACCGCGAUUAGUAUGCCCAGUGCGAGUUUUUUAACGUUCUCGAUAGCGUAAAAGUUAACUCAUAUUUGAGUCGUCUAUUAUCAAAGGUGGCAUUCUGUGCAUUUGGACAAAAAAAAUUUAUUGAUAUGUCAAUACAGAUUGAUUUGAAUAUAAUCGUCUCCUUCAAAGAAUACGGUUCAAAACCUGCAUUAAAUAAAGGUUAAUACUUAACCUGUUAUUUAUCUAAGAUGUCGUUCAGAAGAGUUUUGUGGCUGCCAAUGGAAUACAAAGUCAAUAAUUCGUUUUUCUGAUUUACCAAUAAUUGUCCAAAAGUCACAUUGCCGGCUUUGAUACUAGUCGACUCAUUUGUAUGGAAUGGGAUCGUUUGCCUACAUUCACCGCUAGGGGCGCUGUUUCAAGUGCACACUAAAUUGGCUUAACUUUUACGCUAUCGAGAACGUUAAGAAACUCGCACUAAGCACACUGGUUGUCAAAUGCGCACGUAUUCUACUAAAUAAAAUUUAUAUUAAAAUCAUUUCUUAGUGAACAUUGAUACCUAAGCUAGGUAGUAUCUUAGACUCGCAGUGGUUCCUAGGUACUCUUAUAAAGUCUUACAUUAAGUGAACUUAGAUUGACGCACAACUGAGCUACUUUACUAAAGAUGUACAUUGUGCAUGCCACUUUAUUGAUUACGCUCUGUAGGUGCGUGGUUGUCAAGUUUUCCAAUGAUCUUAAGUUAUUAAAGCUUAAAUUGUAAUUAUCUAUGAUAAACGUGCAAUUAAUUUGUAUUACUUGACGUCGUAAUUUGUAAGCGUUAUUCCAAAAUAUUUAGAUCGGACAAGGAAGUAAGUAAUAAAUAUUUGAGACCUUGAAUAUAAGAAGGUACCUACGAUAUGUAAUUAAAAAAUUUCUAAUUUUAAUAUUCACUUAAUCACUUUUAUCCUGCAUUUGGUUGUUAUUAGUCAUCAAAAUAUUUAUUUAUCGGAAAUCAAAUAUAUACAAAUUAUUAUAGGGUGGGUGUAAUAUAUAUGAUUAAGUUACUUUUAAAUUAUUAUCGUAGUAAGACUGAAACUACUGACCGAUAUUGCGAGUUUAAUGAAUGCAUUCAUUUGCAUUUUAUUCUUAGACCACUAACCUAUUUAAUGGGUAUGGUAUUUAAAUGGCAUUUAAAUGAGCCCACACAUUAGGUAUUUGACACUUAAUUACAAAGAUAACAAAAAAGUAACAGGAAUUCCUGAAAGUAUCUGCAGAUUGCUAUAGAUUAUAGAUUACAUAAAACAGGUGACAAAUAUACAAUUGAAAUAAAGUUUUAUUACCUUAAUCUCGGUGUUUAAUGUUAUUCACAAUAAUUGUCUACUCUGUAGUUUAACAUAUUCAUUAAUUGUAAAUAAUAUUACCUGUUUUAAAAAUAAAUAAAAGAGUAUUCGUAUAUUCUCAUAUUGAAACAUUAACAGAAUAAGGAUAUGUUUAGAUGACAGGUAGACGCGGGCCGUGCUUCAUCUUUUGAUCGGCAGACACUUUAUCGCGCUAGAAUUAUUAUUGAUACGUAAUGGAAUAUACUAGAACGGAGAUUGCAACGACAACGCACGCAAUCGGAUGUGCUAAUUUUAAGUUCUUUCAAUUUUAAUUCAGUUUUCAGACUGUAAAUCGAUGCCUCCAAUGAACACUACGCUAACUCCAAAUUCGUAGAUUUACAGGAGGAGCGUUUAAACGAAAAAAGUUGAUAAAAUCUUUAUUAGUGCAGAUAUAUUUAUGGUUUUUUUUUUGUGUAACUAGCUGAUUUACUCUUGCUUCGAUCCCCAUCGAUAAUGAUUAAUUGUAAUACUUUUAACAUAGUGAAGCGAUUUGCGUGAAAAACCAAAAUUUCAAAAUUUUGAGUUAGAGUAGUAUUCAUUGGAGGCAUCGAAAUAAUCUAUUAAAUUAAAAAUUUGGAAAAAAUGUCUCUGCGCAUUGAAAACAUAAAAUAUAUGUAUUUCGAGGGGUGAAAGACUAUUUGGUUUAAGCGACGUUUCGCUUAUUAAAUACGCGACAUUUAUCUUUGUAAAUAAAGGUCGGUUUUAUUUGGUAUUAGUAACGGUAAUUCGAUUUUUUUAAAUUGAACUUCAUUUAAGUUUACACCAUUCAAAUAGCUGAAUAAGUUUUUUGUGAUUAUUUUUUUUUCCAUAUUUUUAACUCUAAACAGCUUUCCUGUAAAGUUGCAAAAAUAUCGCUCAAACUUAAUUGCAUUUCACCCCUCGAUAUGUAUUUUACACGAAUAUGGUUUGCAUAUAAGGUACUAUACUAAAAAGUAUUUAUUUUUGGUCUACUGAGCGGAAGCCUGUUAUUGCCGUCACACUUAUGAUUACAAAGAGCGCGUGUAAAUUAAUUAAAGGCCCCGAAAAGUAUUGUUUGCUGUAUCUACCGUAGAUUUUCAGAAAAUACGAAGGUUCGACGCCUUCUACUACGAAGUGAUCCAUAUUUAAAGAGGUACCCAGUACCUACUAACAUUAAUAUUUUGAUUUUUAUUUGGUAUUAGCUAAUGAUUCUAAAUACGUUUUUUUUUGCUGUAUUGGAACCUAUUCAAAAUUACUUUGAAUGAAAUUUGUAUUGUACGAUUUCUGAAAAUUAUCAUUCGUGUUGACAUACAUAUAAAUAGAACACUUUCUUUCUGUAAAAGUAAUAAGUGUAUUUUAAUAGAUUUAUAUUAGGUAGCUUUAUAACACUAAUGGCGAGUAACAAACAGCUGUUUGUUAUUUUUAAAAUAGUUGAGCUUAUUAUUUUUAAACACUCGACGUUUUCCUACAUUUUUGUUACCUAAUGUGAUUUAUUAUUUAAAAAUUUAUCUUUAUAGUAUACAUUAUUAUAGUAUAUGAUACCAACUAUUAUCUAUAAAUUUAUUCUUACAUUAACAUUAAUUACGUACUUUUGAAGUAAAUAUAAACAUUGAAAUUUAGUAUUAGGAGAUAUGAAGUCCUCUUUAGAAAUUAGGAAUGUAGAUUUCUCGUAUUAUUAUUAAAUAUUAAGCUCAAUGACAUUGACAUAAUGGUAAUGUUAUAAUUUUUUUAUACUUCUUGCGGUUUAUAGGUACUUUUAAUUAAUUAUGUUACAAUAGGAUUACUUUUUGAUGUUAUCAUAGUGACUCUGCGAACGAGUACUUAUUGUACUUGUCGUUCCGAUGUGCUCUUAAUUCAAUUAAUAAAAAUACGUCACGAUUGGAAGAUUACAACAUCCUUCUUCAGGUCACUUUAGUGUGUUAUAUUUAAUGGCUUGUAUCGACCGUAGUAACAAAAUACUUCAUGAAUAAAUAUAAUUAAAAACCUAA